GGCGGAGCCAUCUCCGGGACUCCGAGCUUGCUUUCCCAGUGGUGGAGCUACGAUGGCCACAAAGGAACUGGGGCGCUGGCCGGGUCCGCGGCGAGCCGAGGGUUAAAGGGGCGGAUCCUGCGGCGGGGGCGGGUCCGGGCUCGGCCGCACCUGGAGGCUCCGGCUCCCGCCCGACGCCUAGUGCAGCACCGGCAGCCCCAGGGGAACCGAGCCCCGGAGCAGCGGCACCCACUGCGGGAGGGCGACGACCGCGGCCGGGGCCACCUCGGGAGGCGACAUGGCCGAGUUCCCGUCGAAAGUGAGCACGCGGACCAGCAGCCCCGCGCAGGGCGCCGGCGCCUCGGUCUCGGCGCUGCGCCCGGAUCUGGGCUUCGUGCGCUCCAGCCUCGGGGUGCUCAUGCUGCUGCAGCUGGUGCUGGGGCUGCUGGUCUGGUCCCUGAUUGCCGACACCCCGUACCACCUGUACCCGGCCUACGGCUGGGUGAUGUUCGUCGCUGUCUUCCUCUGGCUGGUGACAAUCGUCUUCUUCAUCCUCUACCUGUUCCAGCUGCACCUGAAGUGGUACAUGGUGCCCUGGCCACUGGUGCUAAUGAUCUUUAACGUGACUGCCACCGUUCUCUAUGUCACCGCCUUCGUCACCUGCUCUGCAGCAGUUGACCAGACCUCCUUGAAGGGCACCCGGCCAUACAACCAGCGAGCAGCUGCCUCUUUCUUUGCCAGUCUGGUGCUGAUUGCCUACGGAGCCAGCGCCUUCUUCAGCUUCCAGGCCUGGCGAGGAGUGGGCAGCAACGCGGCUACCAGUCAGGUGGCUGGUGGCUACGCCUAAACCCUGUCUUGGCAUGCGCUGGCCUGCGGAGCUGCCGCUGCGUUGCAGCGCAGGGCCAUCAGCCAACCGGAGCCUGGAGCCCUGCACGGAGUCGCAGGGCUCUCCUCUGCCCCACGGACCGGCGCGCCCAGCACUCCCAGGGGCACAGGCCCACGUUGACAGGCAUGUGGCUGGCAAGAGCCAACGCUGGGAGCGGCUCCCCUUCCCCCUUAUUCAGCAGAAGGUGACGGGGGACGAGGGGCUCUCGCUGUCUCCGCCUUGUCUCAGAGGACUUCGAUGUGCGAGGCCAGGCCCACCCUGCUCACCAGCACUAACUGCACUAACAGACUCCAGCCCUGCGGCCCUCGGGCGCCACAGCGUAAGCUAACCAGCACACCUGUGUACCCUGGUUCCCGGAGCGCUGAGCAAGUCCAGGAACCAUUCCGAUUCCUUAAAACACCCUUCCAAUCCCCCUGCCCCCAAGCCGACAUGUCGCCUGUUGGGAGACAUAGGAAGAGUUAGGAUCUCAGACAUCCUGGUUAUUUAAUGCAAAUAGGUUCUACGGGAUUUCUUGAUGACAACCCUCUCCAGGCGCCCUCCCUGGCCUCAUUUGUAAUCCUCCCUUUGGGAAAAGCUGACACCAUGUGAUCACGUUCCCCAGGCUGUUGAUUAGGCAUGUGGGACAGGAGAAGGAGGGAAGUAGGCCCUCGCCUGGUGAGUUGUCAUGUGGUUGAUGGCGACUGUUUUUUUUUACAAAAUAAAGACAGAACUUAUUUGGAAACAAAGGAGCAU
Molecule: messenger RNA, 1597 nt
Organism: Sciurus carolinensis (gray squirrel)
Lineage: Eukaryota; Metazoa; Chordata; Mammalia; Rodentia; Sciuridae
Gene: Pllp
Product: plasmolipin
Exons: 4
Coding region: 278-826 (182 amino acids)
Biological process (GO): myelination
Cellular component (GO): membrane
Molecular function (GO): structural constituent of myelin sheath
Source: RefSeq, a predicted model, not a curated record